Molecule: messenger RNA, 906 nt
Organism: Penicillium malachiteum
Lineage: Eukaryota; Fungi; Ascomycota; Eurotiomycetes; Eurotiales; Aspergillaceae
Product: prohibitin subunit PHB2
Exons: 4
Coding region: 1-906 (301 amino acids)
Biological process (GO): mitochondrion organization
Cellular component (GO): mitochondrion; membrane
Source: RefSeq, a predicted model, not a curated record
AUGUCUCAGAAUCAACGAGAGGCUUGGGAGCGCGUACAGCUUAUGCUGCAGCGACGCAAGGGUAAUAUCCCAGGUGGUGGUCGCGGUGGUAUGGGGUUGGCCGGUCUUGUCCUGCUUGGAGCCGGUACCUGGGCUAUCUCGAACUCGCUCUUCAAUGUUGACGGUGGUCAUCGCGCUAUCAAGUACUCAAGAUUCAGUGGUGUGCGGAAGGAGAUCUACAGUGAAGGAACCCAUUUCCGAAUUCCCUGGGUCGAGACCCCGAUUAUCUAUGAUGUCCGCGCUAAGCCGCGCAACAUUGCUUCCUUGACUGGAACCAAGGACUUGCAGAUGGUGAACAUUACUUGCCGUGUGCUGUCCCGGCCCCGCGUGGAUGCUCUGCCGCAGAUCUAUCGUACACUUGGUGGAGACUUCGAUGAGCGUGUGCUCCCCUCGAUUGUUAACGAGGUCCUGAAGAGUGUUGUGGCCCAGUUCAACGCCAGCCAACUGAUCACUCAACGUGAGAAUGUUGCCCGCCUGGUCCGUGAGAACUUGGCCCGCCGUGCCGCCCGCUUCAACAUUGCCCUUGACGAUGUUUCCUUGACUCACCUCACUUUCUCUCCCGAAUUUACCGCUGCCGUCGAGGCUAAGCAAGUAGCCCAACAAGAUGCCCAGCGUGCAGCCUUCGUGGUCGACAAGGCUCGCCAGGAGAAGCAGGCUUUCAUUGUGCGCGCACAGGGUGAGGCUCGCUCUGCUGAGCUGAUUGGAGAUGCUAUCAAGAAGAGCAAGAGCUACAUCGAGCUGCGCAAGAUCGAGAACGCCCGUCACAUUGCUCAGAUCAUCCAAGAGAACGGUGGCAAGAACAAGCUUUACCUUGAUGCGCAGGGUCUCGGACUGAAUGUCAACGCGCCUAGCGAGGAAAGCAAAUAA